GUGAGAGAGAGAGGGAGGGAGGGAGCAGAGAGGGUUACCUCAUAUCGAGCUGCUAGUGCACACGGUGCAGGGGAGAAGUUGUGGGAAAGUAAACAGCUCAGGAGAAUUCCAAUCCGGUUUUCAGCCACUUGCAGCUCUCGAAGGGGAGACCGUAAAGAUGACUGGACCGGAGCCGGCAGUGUGGUGACACAACUGGGCUUUAUGGGAGGCUGCCGGGAUUAAAAGGUCACCAGGGAGUGCCCGAAGCUUCCCGGAGGACGUACAGCUGAAGCCGAGGAGGGAUCAUGUCUAGCGGGAUGGGUCAACAGCAACCGCCUAAGGAGGAUGAAGAGGAGGAAGAUGAGGAGCAAGGGGAAGAGUUCUCCUUUGAGGACAGUGUGGACGAGGAGAAACCCGAGGAGGACCGGACCGGGAUCCCCUCCGAUUCCGUUUGUGCCGACGAGUCGUCGAAAAAGGAGGCCAGCGUGGACAGUGUGCCGCCGACAGGCGCCGACGGCACACAACCUCUCACAACUUUGCCUCCUGCUGGACCGGAGGGCGUCCUCACCGAAGAUGGAGCUGCGAUUUCCACUGCAGAUGUUCCAGUUCACGAGUCACCCGGCGGGGCCUCGGCAGCAGAGCUCCGGGAGCUUCCUGUCGAGACGCCGACCGACUCGGGAGACCGCGGCAAAGAAACCGGCGAGGAAAGCUCCGAGGCCCGGGACCCCUCCGGUACAGCAGCUCCCCGUGAGCCGGAGGCCUCGGGGGUGAUCUACGACGACGUCCCGGGCGAGGAGCCGCUCUCCCCCGACGAAGAUAUGAUCUACGAGGACGUUCAGCGGGACGGCGCCCCGCCGGACGCCGACGACGGCUGGAGCUCCAGCGAGUUCGAAAGCUACGACGAGCAGUCGGACAACGAGACCAAACACCCGGCCCCGAGCAAGCCCCCCCCUGAAGGGUGCCGGCUGAGGGACCGCUGUGCCCGGACCAAGCGAGAGCUGGCCAUGAGGCUGUCGGGCAAACACAACUAUGACAUCAAGGUGCAGCAGCUGAUGAAGGCGGCGAGGAGCGGCACGAAGGACGGCCUCGAGAAGACCAAGAUCGCCGUCAUGCGCAAAGUGUCCUUCCUGCAGAGGAAAGACCAGCUGGAAGAGGAGGAUGAUGCCGGGUACCUGGAUGUGGCCGUGUCGGAGGUGAAGCAUCCUCCUCCUCAGCUGAGCCCCAUGCCGGAGGGGCUGACCAGCCACCAGGUCGUCAGACGCCACAUCCUGGGCUCCAUCAUCCAGAGCGAGCAGAGCUACCUGGAGUCUCUCAGGAGGAUCUUGCAGGAGUACCAGAGGCCGUUGAUGGAGGCGGAGCCACGCAUCCUGAGCUCGAGGAAGAUCCGGCCCAUAUUUUACCGCAUGAGGGAGAUCACGCAGUGCCACUCCAUGUUCCAGAUCGCGCUGGCGUCCCGCGUGGCCGAGUGGGACAGCAGCGAGAAGAUCGGAGACUUGUUCGUGGCCUCGUUCUCCAAGUCCAUGGUGCUGGACGUGUACAGCGAAUACGUGAACAACUUCACCAACGCCAUGGCUCUGAUUAAGAAGGCGUGCAUGUCCAAACCAGCUUUCCUGGAAUUCCUAAAGAAGAAGCAGGCGUCGAGCGUGGACCGGAUCACCCUGUACGGCCUGAUGGUGAAGCCCAUUCAGCGGUUCCCUCAGUUCAUAUUGCUCCUGCAGGACAUGCUGAAGAACACGCCCCGGGGCCACGUGGACCGCCUGCCGCUGCAGCUCGCGCUCACCGAGCUGGAGACGCUCGCCGAGAAGCUCAACGAACAGAAACGAGUCGCCGACCAGGUCGCCGAGACGCAGCAGCUCGCACGCAGCGUCAGCGACCGGCUGCUCAGCAAGCAGCUGAGCUCAGAGCAGGGCUCCCUGGUGCUCUGCGAGACGCUCAUCGAGACGGUGUACGGCGAGCGGGGCCAGGUGCUGAAGUCCAAGGAGAGGAAGGUGUUCCUCUUCGACGACGUGCUCGUCUGCGCCAACAUCAACGUCAAGGGGCCUCCGGAUAUCAGCAGCCUGGUCCCCGUGGGCCCCAAGUACACCAUGAAGUGGAGCGCCCCGCUGCAGCAGGUGCAGGUGGUGGAGGUGGGCCAGGAGGGCCCUCAGAGCAAAGAGACCCUCUUCCAACAGGGCGGGGCCAAGCGAGCCGGCGCCUCAGGCAAAGCCUUCCUCGGCCCUCCGCGGCUCUACCAGGAGCUCCAGGAGCUGCAGCACGACCUCUCCGUGGUGGAGGAGGUCACGCUCCUCGUGGGCACCCUGCAGGGAAUGUACCAGAACCUGAACACCACCGUGGCCCAGGACUGGUGUCUGGCUCUGCAGAGGCUUAUCCGCAUCAAAGAAGAACAGCUGCAGAGCGCUAACAAAUGUCGCUUACGCCUGCAGGUGCCCGGCAGACCAGACAAGUCAGGCCGUCCCGUCAGCUUCAUGGUGGUCCUCAACACGCCCAGCCCCCUGAGUAAGAUCUCCUGGGUCAACCGUCUGCACUUGGCCAAGAUCGCACAACGGGAGGAGAACUCCGCCGGCUGGCUGAGCGUCCAGGACGAGGGGAAAGCCGUGGCCCCGUUCUCCUGCCCGCUGCUCGCCUGUCACAUGGCCGUCUUCGCCACCAAGUCCCCAGAGAGGAAGCUGGAAGCCGCCAUCCACAACCCGGUCCACUGUGCACUGUUGGGCUUCUCUGCAGCGAGCACCUCCUUACCGCAAGGCUACUUUUGGGUGGCGGGUGGAGAAGGUUCCAAUGGGCAGAUCGAGAUAUUCUCCCUCAACAGACCGACGCCGAGGACCGUCAAGAGCCUGCCGGUCGGCUCCACCGUCCGAUGCCUGGAGUACGUGCCGGAGCCUUCGCCGAGCGAGGAGGAAGUCCACAAGGCGCCCUCGGGGAUCGGCGCCAACGUUUGCGUCGGCUUGGACGACGGACGGGUGCUGGUGUACGGCAGCGUGGACACGGCGGCGCAGUGCCUGCUGACCCUGAGCAACCCCGAGGGCUGCCCCGUGCUGUGCCUGAAGCACGCCGGCCGCUUCCUGUUCGCCGGCCUGCGGAACGGGAGCCUGAUGGUUUACGGGAGAAGAGACGGCGAUGAUUUCUGGGACCCGGACUCGGGCCGAUGUGUCAAACUGGGCUCAGAACCGGUGCGGAAGCUGCUGGUGCUGGACGACUCGGUGUGGGCGAGCUGCGGGAACUCCGUCUCCGUGGUGGACAUCUCCGGCCUCGGCACUCAGUCAUCGUGCUCGAAAAUCCAUUUGUCGGUGUUUGUUUCUUCUAUUUCCGCAGGUCAAGAGAGCAUGCGAGUCACGAGCCUGCUGAUUUGCCAGGGGCUGUUGUGGGUGGGCACGGCCCAAGGCUUAAUUAUCACUCUUCCAGUUCCCAAACUCGAGGGCAUCCCCAAAAUAACAGGAAAGGGAAUGGUCUCUCUGAACGCUCAUUGUGGGCCCGUGGACUUCCUGGUGGCCACCAGCAGCGGCCUGUCCCCUGAGCUGCUGAAGAGGGACUCUGUCGGGGACGGCCCGGACUCUGCGUUCGGGGGCGAGGACCGCAGCGACACCUCCUCCCAGGAGUCCCUGCAGCAGUCCUACCAGGGCGAGGGGCGGGGCAAAGGGCGCGGCGUGCUGCUGCAGUACAAGCUGCGCUCCACGUCGGGCCUGCCCGGGCGGCCGCUGACGGCGCUCGGCGACGAGGCGUCGGACUCCUCCCUGGAGUCUCUGGAGCACAGCGUGGAAGACGGCUCCAUCUACGAGCUCAGCGACGACCCGGAGAUGUGGGUCCGGGGGCGCCCCUGUGAGCGGGACAGGGGCCGCAGGGACAGGGUGGUCUCCGCCGCCGUCAUCUCCGGGGGAAAGGGCUUCCGCAGGCUGAAGGAAGGAGCGGCGGCGGGUACCCGGACAGGUGGGGAGGGCUUAGAGAACAUCCUCAUGGUAUGGCAGCUCCCACUGAGAGUGUAAUGGGGGGGGGGUCUUCAUACAUGUAUUCUACCCAGGACUCAAUUUAACCUCAAUCGCCACGUCAUUUUAUUUCACGCGGCGUGGGCCGCCUCGCCUUUUUGUUUGCGUCCGCCGCGCUCUGCGGAGUAAGAGACGGACAUCUUCUAUGUGAACCCGCAUCACAAAGCACAUGAGCGUCACUUUAUUAGCGUCGCCAGCCUCCUCUCUCUCUCUCUCUCUCAUCCCGUACAAUGUGAAUGUAAGAUUCCUUCUGUUGUGUCUCAAAAUGGAAUCUCAACUCUUUUUUUUUUUUCACUGUCUCGUUGCAGAAAACGAUUUUAUUUUUGGUGACGGAAAAUACUUUGUUGGGGGAGGGGUCACGGUCGUACAGAUAACUGAUGUUACAAAAGGUACAAUGAGUCCAAGAUCAUCUUGCGCCACAUUACAGAAUCUGUAUUUGCACAGUUUUUGGGGGCGGGGGGGGGGGGGGGGGGGUUUGAGGAAAAGACGUUUCUUUGUGCCACAUUUUAGAGUUUCAUCUGCAUUUAUCUACUGAAAUUCAUUUCAUUAUUGGCUCAACAGUUGAGAUGAGCCAAACGAUAGCUUGAAACCUCAGUUACACAUCAAAGGCAAAAAAAAUAAAUCAAGGUACAAUCGUCUAAGAUGAUAUUGCGCCACAUUAACUAAAUUUUUUUUAAGGAAAAGAUAUUUUAGAGUAUCAUCUGCCCCAGGUACUGUAAAUGUAGUAUGAGUAUCAUCUGCAUUUAUCUACUGGAAAUGCCCGGUGCAUGUUUCAUUGUUGGCUCAACAGUUGAGAUAAAACAAACGACAGCUUGAAACCUCAGUUACACAUCAAAAGAAAAAGAAAAAAAUUUAAGGUACAAUCGUCUAAGAUUGCGCCACAUAAUAAUAAUUUUUUUUUAAGGAAAAGAUGCUUCUUUGUGACACAUUUUAGAGUAUCAUCUGCAUUUAUCUACUGGAAAUGCCCGAUGUAUGUUUCAUUAUUCAACAGCGAGAUGAAACAAACGACAGCUGGAAACCUCAAAAGCAAAACUCUACAAUCGCACAAUGAAAAUAUCUAAAAGGCUGCCGCCAUACCAACCGCCAUCGGCUAUGAAUCGACAGAGGGGGCGACGCCACUGAGCAUUAUUACAUGCACAUGAAUACCCUACAUGGUUCUGAUUCAAAGGGCGAUUUACAUCGCACAUGUCUGUAUUACAGUUAACACGCCGUGAUGUAUUUGAUCUCUAAGUCGUGCUAACUGUGUCCCAUCAAAACUUGUUUUUCGUGCUUAAUACUUGGUACAUAUUUGGAGUUUAAUGCAAAUAUUAAUGUUGUUUUAUGAUCGAAAUAUGAGGACGCACGUAAAUAUCUUGUCAUGCCUUGUUGGGUGGAAACGUCGCAUCUGGAUUCGUGAAAAGAUUCGAUGGUGUGUCUUUAACACUUAAAAAACCACUUUUACUUAUCGGAUCGUAAGAAUGUAAAAUACGAGCUGGAGAAGCAGAGUGUGGAAUAUUGUGUUCACUUCAUAACUCCGUAAUUUAAAAGGCUGGUAGCCUUGGCAGGCUUAUAAUUAUGGACUAUUGGCAUGCGUCUUAACGAAAAACACAACUUUACAGCACAUAUAUUCCACAGUGUGAUGAGUGGGCGGAGGCCAGGAUGAAGAUCUUUGUGUAUUUUCAAUAAACAAAGCGAUGGCGAAGGUUAUGGUAUGUAAUGUUUCUCCACCUCUAUCUCUACUUCGCCCUUCCACCGCGCACACGGAAUCUCAUCUUAUCCUUCCACGCCGAUAAAGCGUGAACGACCCUGAGGCGCAACUGAGGUUUAUUGUUAUAUUUCCUUUUUCUUCUGGAGCAUUUUAACAUCCCAUCAGCCGUGAAUAAAUACGAUGAUGUAAACUGUGGCUGUACGCCGUUGUCUAAAUGUAAAUGUCGGAAUGUACACUCGGUCAACGCUGCGGCAGCCGCGGCGCCCUAAUGGUCACCGUGGAUGUUGCUUGUUCAACCUCGACCAGACGAUCAGCGCCAUUUCCUGGACGAGCGUCUCCGCUAACAACCGAGAUUCAAUCUCGAGUGCGGUCUGGUGACAUUUGGUGGACUCGUACAUUUCAAGAGUCAUCCAUGCACUGAAUGUGAAUACUUAUGAAUGAACGUACUGUACUACUAGUUACAAAACGGCCACUGUACUAAUUUAACCUGCAUUUUUAUUUUGUAACGUGGACUCUGUAACAGUGUUGAUGUUUUUUUUAAAUGAGACUAUCCAAGGACAGUGUAAUGCAAUUUAAGGGAGAUUCUCGUUUAUUUACGAACUGGAUGUUGUAUUAUUUUUUUCAUUCGGCCAUCAGUUAUGGUAACUAUGGUAACGCCACGAGUUAAAAGAUGAGAGCUGGGAACACGUGGACAAGAAACACAAGGAGUCACAUGAUACAGUUUUUUAGGGGGUAUAUUUUGGAAGAAAGUAACAGGGAAGCAUUACAACAGAUAUCUAACUGUCUGUUGUAGACAUCCGUCUGAGUUUACAGGCCAACUUUGACCUUUACAACCUGUGUGAUCAUCUGACUGCCCGAAAUCUCACUGGUUGAAAUGAUGGAAGCGUGGGUACAAAAGAGAAGUCAUGAACUGGAAUUAAAGUAUUACGCUCACAGGCAUGUAGAAAAACUGCUUAUUUCCAUUCGGUACAAUACUCGUGUUACAUAACUAAACAUUGUCUAACAAGCUUAUGCUGAAUUAAAAACAUGUUUAAAACUUGA
Molecule: messenger RNA, 6684 nt
Organism: Pseudoliparis swirei
Lineage: Eukaryota; Metazoa; Chordata; Actinopteri; Perciformes; Liparidae
Gene: arhgef10la
Product: Rho guanine nucleotide exchange factor (GEF) 10-like a
Exons: 26
Coding region: 285-3956 (1223 amino acids)
Biological process (GO): SREBP signaling pathway; positive regulation of stress fiber assembly; actin cytoskeleton organization
Cellular component (GO): cytosol
Molecular function (GO): guanyl-nucleotide exchange factor activity; protein binding
Source: RefSeq, a predicted model, not a curated record